AAACUCACACGGACAACAUUACCAACAUAUGAAAACGGAUGAAUUUUAGAUAUUUUAUCUGAAAUAGAGAGGUAUGAACACAAGGCAGGAAACGAUAAGAAUGCGUUUCAAAAUGAGGCAACCGCCUUCCACCUUCCUAUCUUAGCUUUUCCCUAGUUAAAUAUAUAUUAUCACACCAGCUCUACAGCUGCUGCAUUUCUUUCAAUUCUUUCUAGCUCCUUGUUGAGAGUCGGCUAUUAGUUUUCUCUUUGGAAAUUCAUCUUUUGGGCCAAGUUCUCCUUUCAUUUCUUCCCGAGCUUUUUGAAACCAGAAUGAACAAGCAAGAUAUGUUGAAGAUUCAGACAUGUGUUCUGAGAGUGAAUAUACACUGUGAUGGGUGUAAGCAUAAGGUCAAAAAGAAGCUGCAGAAGAUUGAGGGGGUUUACAAAGUGAGUAUAGAUGUGGAGCAAGGGAAAGUGACUGUGUCUGGAAAUGUUGAUCCAGCCACCCUUAUCAAGAAACUUGAAAAGGCAGGGAAGCACGCCGAGCUUUGGGGGGGACAGAAGGGCCCAAUUUCGAUAAUGAAGGAUAUCCAGAUUCACAACUUCAAGGGUGGGAAAGAUAGCAAAACUGAGAAGGGUGGGUUUCAGGCUCCUCAGCUGAAGAAAGAUAUGAGGUUUUUAGGUAAAGACCAACAAUCUGUCAAGUUCAGCUCGCCUCCUAAGGAGGAAGAUGAUGAUUUCAGCGACUUUGAUGAGGAUGAGGAGGAUGAGUUUGAUGAAGGUUUUGGUGCUCUCCAACCACCUAGCAAGGUGGCACCUGUUGCUGAUCGUGGUGGUCAUGGACCCCUAGCUAAUAAAGCAACUUCACAUGUCCAUUUGAAGGGCAAUGAUGGUGCUAAUAAUGGUGGGAAUGGGAAGAAAGCUGGUCCAUUUAAUGCAUUUCUUAAAGGCGUGCUGGGAAAAGCCGGUGGCAGAACUGUAGGGAAGAGUCGCAAUAAGGCUGGAAAUCAAGAUGAGGGUGGGAAAUAUAGAGGGAAAGAUGGCGGGUUGGAACCCAGAGAAGGUAAGAUGGGUGCAAAGGAUGGCGCCCAUAAAACUGGUGGUGGGGAUGGAAAAACUAAUGUGAGCUGGAAUAAGAAAAAGGGAGACUUUAUGGUUGGUGGGGAUGGAAAAACUAAUGAGAGCGGGAAUAAGAAAAGGGGGGACUUUAUGGUUGGUGGGAAUGGAAAAACCAAUGGGAGCUGGAAUAACAAAUUGGGAGAGAAUGUUGAUGGAGGUCCAAAACUGGACGUCAAACAGCAAAAAUUCAAUGAGAUAAACGCAGAUUAUAACGGUGGAGGUGGUAUAAAUACAGGUCUAAUGGGCCCCAUGGGGAAUUUUCCGGCAGUGCAAGGGCUACCAGCAGCGUCUGCUGUGAACGCUGGCCAUUUCCAACGGAACCCUUACAACCAGCAAUACAUGGCGCAGAUGAUGAUGAUGAAUCGACAACACGGGCACGGGCAAGGGCAAGAUCCCUCCCAUCUUUCAAUGUACAUGCAACCUCAGCCUACCAUGAGUUAUGGUCCACCACCAGUGACUGAUCAAUAUGCUCAUAUUUUCAGUGAUGAGAAUACUAGCAGCUGCAGUGUCAUGUAAAUUUCAGGAGUAUGCUGUUUCUUUUUUAUACUCUGGUUGUUGAUUUUGUUAAGCCUUUGCUAUGAUUCACCAACAACACAGAGUUAUAGUUUGCUUUAGGUACCUCUUUCUCAAGUUUGGGCCAGACCCAGUUAGUUCUUACACGGAGUGAUAUUAUAUUUGUUAUGCAGUCAAUUACUUUUCUUAUCA
Molecule: messenger RNA, 1805 nt
Organism: Sesamum indicum (sesame)
Lineage: Eukaryota; Viridiplantae; Streptophyta; Magnoliopsida; Lamiales; Pedaliaceae
Molecular function (GO): metal ion binding
Source: RefSeq, a predicted model, not a curated record